GACCUCUAUUCGUUGAGUUUACUUGUCGCGACGCGGCAUGGCCCCUCUUUAAGCUUAUCGUUAUUAUUUUGUAACAGCUGUUAAAUAUUUGUUUUCCAAUAUAAAUCAUAUAACAUUUUCAACACUUUAAGUGAAUUAUCGAACAAUAAUACGAAAUGGAGUACUCAGAUAAUAUAAUGAAGUUUGAAUUUGAAGAAGAGGAACUUAUUUAUGAACAUCCUUCGAAUUUUAUUGCAAGUAAUUUUAAUUUUCCUUUAGUAUACACUACAAAACUAGACGAAAUGGUUAUAUUAACUAAAGAAAAUGUUAAUAGCUUAUCAAUUGAGAAUAUAUCGAAGAGAAUUAUUAAAGAAAGUAAACCCAAAUUUAUUUCGUAUCCCAAACAGGAAAGAGGCCUAUAUGCAUAUACAAAUAAAAGGGCCUAUAAUAAGUUAGUAAAAAAAAUAGAAAGAAUAAAUACAAACAAAACAAAACCAGUGAAUUCCAGGGAUUCGGAAGAAUAUACUAUUUAUCAAAUGUCUCCGGAAGCGGACGAAGUUCAUUCGUAUGUUAUUAAUAGAAAAAAAAGGACUAGAAAGCCUCGUAAUCAGAGCCAACCAUAUUAUUUUGUUUUCGCAGACAAACAACAGAAAGAUGUAGAAGUUAUAUCAUCUGACGAAGAUUCCGAUGAUCAUUCUCAUAUCCGUUCUAUUUUCUUAAAUAGCAACGAAGAGUCUAACGAUAUUCUUCCGGAAGACGAUGUUAUUAUUGAAGAUCCAAAUGCCAACAGUGCCUUACCCACUCGUAUCAAACCUAUAAAGAAUAUCGUACGUUUCCAGAGAAUACAAAUAAGUCAUAAUUCCAAUAUAGAUUUUAGUGGUUAUGAAAUAUCUAAUAGUUAUCUCAUUUUCACAUACAUAUGUACGGAUUACAGAGACAUUUAUUAUAUUGAUGAACAUUACACACUCAAAGAACAUUAUCAGCUCAAUAACAUAGAUCCAAAUGAAGAAUUUAUAGAUUCCUCGAAGACUGAUUGUGUGUAUGAAAUUUACAAUUGCUGUUGGUAUAAACGCGAACUAAGGGUACGACAGUUAUUCCAGAACGUAAGAGAUAAAUCAAAAUUGAGGUUUGCAAGUGUAAAACAUCCUUGCAUUCCGACUGAUUGCGUUUGUUGUUGUAAAAUAAAGACGGGAAACAAUAGCAGUCAUAUCGCACAAGAAUUUUCAAUGGUGAUAAAGGAUAGAAUAGAAACUGACACUUGUAAUUCAGCUACUAGAUCCAAUACAAGUAAAUGGAACCGUCACCUUUUAAACAAUCUUGGUAUUACGAUUGGCUACACCAUUAAUUCGGCUUUACGAUAUAAACCAAAAAUACCAAAACGAACAAUACGAAUUAAAACAAAAAAAGAUUAUCGCCAAUUUACCCUCUUACAGAUUUUUCUGCGUUUCACUAAUGAUGUUGAAUAUUUUUACCUGAAUGAAAGUGGGUUAAUUCAGACACAUGUAUGUGUACCUAAUAGUUUUGUAUCCAAAUUAUAUCUUAAAUUAGAAACAGAAAUAAUAGACAAAGGCAAAUACCGGUGUAGUUCAACAGUAUGCUGUUGGUGUAAAUAUGAACAAUCUCUAUCCAAAUUAGCACGUUCUGUAUUACCAAGUGUCUUAAAUUUUUUAAAAAAACCACAUACCUGCGGUCACUAUUGUACCUGUUGUUGCAAAGGCUGUAUUAAUAUCAGUAAUAAAGUGGCAAAAUUUAUGCCUAUAAGUUUGACACGUUCUGCAAAAUACACAAAUGGAGCAAUUAAGAAAAAAAUACAAUCAAUUAGGGGUCAACAAAAGAACGAAGUAUACACUUCUAUCCAAGAGGAGCAAACUGGAGGUCAAGUCACACAAUCAAAUCCAAUUCAUAUUGAUCUAACUGAAAUGAAAUCGGAGACAUCCUCUGUAGAUACGUUCGAUAUUUAUGAAACGUUUAAAGACCUGAAACUCAAUAUUGAACAAAAAGGAGAAGUAACUGCCGUAACAAGUAUACGUCCUAAUGAGUUGUCGACUAAGAAUCUAAAAAUUCUCGCGCACAUUAUUAGUAAUGCUCAAAAACAAAUAAAACAACUCGGUAUUAUGGGGACCAAUAUGGUAAUAGAUAACAUAUUUAAUAAAGACCCAAUUUUACUUCCUCAAAAUAUACCAUCAUUACUUGAAAAUAGAUUGACUGAUAAACCCGCAACAUCUAAAACGUCUUCAGUUGAUAACAAUACAUAUUCGAAAUCGACUACAUUUGUACAUAAUAAAAAAGAUCUACAUGUAUUUAAUAAGAAGGCCCAAUAUCAAAACUAUGCUACCAUAAUGGGUCAGAAGACAGAAGAAUACUACAUAUCCAUUACGGCACUUGAAAAUAAUUGCACCAGACCAGAGCUCCGAUCAAGUUUUGAAAAUCUCACAACAUACCUCGACGUUGAACAAAAAGUCGGUACGCGGAACAAAAAUAUAAAUGUUACACACAUUAAUAAAAUAAUACCAACUGUAUUGAAACGAAAAUCAAACCAGGGCAUGUCGGACUGUGUGAAUGCAAAGCACCCAAAGAGAUCAGAGAGACACCAAAUACAAACACAACGAGUUACAGUACCGAGCGGUGUUGAUGUAAACCAAAUAUUAGAAAACGUUAAAAAAUCAAGUACGAUUAAAACCACGAAGUUUUUACAACCAAUUACUCUACAUAAGCCUAGUACGGUUACACAAGCGCCGCAGCAAAGUUCUAAUCCGGUAACAAAUGUAACGUCACUGCCCUCAAGGCUAUUACAAAUUUCAGGUACAGCUUUAACUUUAAUACCAGUGACUUUUAUGCCGACAGAUCAAAAUAUUAAUAAUCAAUUGCUUGUGAAUCCAGGAACAUCCGCUAUUGUAGAUAGUAAUCAAACCUCAUUAACACCAACAGUUCAACAACCUAUAAAUUUUUUAAUCGCUCCAAAGGAGGUAGCUAUACCUGCUAUUAAUAGUAAUAUACCGACAACUACACAGAUUGCAACCAAGCCAAUUGUUAUAGAUGUAACUAAUAGCCCAAAACUUAGUACAUCUAAUUCCACCAUCAUUCCUAAUCCUAAGGACACAUCUGAGGACCCUGAAUGUGUUUUAGGCAUUUGAAAGUAUUACUGAGAAUAUUAUUUUACUAAAAUACGUUGGAUUGGAUAUCACACAAUAGGUCUGGAUUCAUCAAAUCACAUGCAAUUUUUUUUUUUUCUUUUUAUUUUACUUGUUAUAGUAAUUACAUGGUAAAGAACAUUAGAAUAAAUAAUUUAUUAAUUUUUGACUGUUCAUUGUAUUUUCUUUUGACCAUUUAUAUAUAAGCAUUUGCUUUUAAAUUGAUUUUUAAUUAUAACUUUGAAUUUUUUAUAUUUACCUUCUUUUUUAUAAAAACGUCAACCUCCUACAAACCUAAUUUAGCUAUUGAAGUCUUUUGUCUUUCUCUUUUGCGCUAAUUUCUCAAUUUGAAAGACAGUGACAAAACACUCUAAUAAAGGGGUUCAUAUUUUCCUUUGCCUAUCUUAAUAAGCAUUUGUGAACAAUUUGAUUUUUAGUUUUAAAGUUGGCAUGAUUUUUUUCUUACAUUUAAUAUCUAUGUAUUCAGAUACUGAGCUGAAUGCUUUUUUUUAUUUGUUCAGUGUUCGACACUUCCCUUUUUUUACUGUUUUAAUUAAAGCGUCUGUGAAAAAGUUAUAAUUUGAUUUUGUAAUUCAUGCAAUUUUUUAUACUUACAUACAAUACAUUGCGUUCUGUGACUUGCCUCUCCCAUCUAACUGUUAGAAGAGAGCGAAAACGAUUGUGAUACAAUUGUAAUGAUUCAUUAAAUAAAGUUAUAUGAUACUGAUUUAUUU
Molecule: messenger RNA, 3844 nt
Organism: Galleria mellonella (greater wax moth)
Lineage: Eukaryota; Metazoa; Arthropoda; Insecta; Lepidoptera; Pyralidae
Exons: 2
Coding region: 156-3113 (985 amino acids)
Source: RefSeq, a predicted model, not a curated record